Orbilia oligospora ATCC 24927 is the source of this 1008-nucleotide messenger RNA. RefSeq lists its product as uncharacterized. Gene Ontology annotation, molecular function: nucleotidase activity. The coding region runs from base 1 to 1008 and encodes 335 amino acids. The transcript has 3 exons. Lineage: Eukaryota; Fungi; Ascomycota; Orbiliomycetes; Orbiliales; Orbiliaceae. The record is from RefSeq and is a predicted model, not a curated record.
AUGAAAUUUUUCAGCGCCGCCGCUUUACUUUCGCUCACUUUGUGCUGUGGUUUGACGAAUUCUUUGAGGAUUAUUAUCAACAAUGAUGAUGGUUGGGCUACUGCCAAUAUCAGGGAGUUCUAUAAGGCUCUAAGAGCCGAUGGCCAUGAUGCAUACAUUGUCGCACCAAUUGAACAACAGUCUGGACAAGGAGGCAGAACAGUUUUCUCAGCUGAAGCCACGCUCUCAAGGCCUGGCCAAUUCGAUACUGUUCCUGCUGGUGCACCCUCUUUCGGUUCCGAUCCAUUGGACUCCCACAUCUGGUAUUAUAACGGUACCCCAGCAGCUGUCACCUUCUUCGCCCUCGACUACCUCGUCAAACGCCAGAACAUCUUCAACGGCUCCGAACCAGAUCUAAUAGUCACUGGUCCAAACGAAGGCUCCAACGCUGGUCCCUUUGUCUUCACACUCUCAGGAACCGUAGGCGCAGCAUACGCAGCAGUAAGCAGAGGUAUCCCCGCCAUAGCCUUCUCCGCAACCGACAUCCUAAACCGAAAAUACACUGCCGUAAACACCACCAACGAUCCUGCCACUAUCUUGGGAAAACUUGCGACAAAAGUAGUAAACCAACUUGAGGCCAAGGGUAAUGGUGAAAACUCGAGACUUCUACCAUAUGGAUACGGAUUAAAUGUCAACUUCCCUUAUAUAUCUACUAAGGCCACUGCAUUGUCCGAAGGGGUUUCAUGUGUGAACCCCCCGUUCGUUUAUACCAGACUUACUGGUGGUGCGGCAACAAACAUCGCAGGAUAUAAUGAAGAAACUGGUGUCUUCAACUGGGCUAGUAACUUCACUUCUCCGGGUGUAAACGCCUGUAUCAACGGUGACUGCGAGCUACCCGGCGAGACAGACGUCAUUAAGGAGUGUAAGUCUGCCAUAUCGAUUUUUACAAUCGACUACGACGCGCCGAGCUGUGGUGGUGCAGAGAGGAUUGGAGAAUUGUUAGUUGGAUUGGUGGAGAAUGAGGAGUAG